AUGGACAAGGGCAUAGAGACCCUCGCGCAUCGCAUCGUCGACGCUUAUGAACAACCAAAGACUGCUCGUCGCCGUCGCUGGCCAUCUCUGCUCGUCAUCACCAUCACUACCAUCGAGCAGGGGGGUGUGGAUGUCCACCACGUCGAGUCGAGUGCUCUCGCACCCCGCAGUCGGCCCUCGGAGCCAUCAGGCGCUGUUCCUCCGCCCUCCACUCCGAGCCCCGAUAAGCCCGAUGUGUCUGUCCCUAAGCCUCCUUUGAUGGCCUCCACCCAUCCUCCUCCGACCAUCAGCCAACUGUCUCCUGCCCAUACUCGUCAUGCAGCUAACCCCAGCCGCCCCGGCAGUGGCAAAUCCACACUAGCCUACCCGUUAGCUGACCGCGUGAACGAGCUCCUCCUAGGCCAUCCGCCGCGCCACCGUGCGAUCCUGAACGAGUCGACGGCCGUCGCAGCCCGUCCACCGCGUGCAUCCCGCCUUCCGAGGACACGACGGAGUUCCUCGGCCUCCUCGGCCUUCUCGACCGACGACGAGGUGGCAAUCUGCGUCGGCCUCGACGGCUGGCACCACACGCGCGCAGAGCUGGACCGCUUCCCCGAUCCGGAGAUGGCGCACUGGCGCCGCGGCGCCGCCUUCACUUUCGACCUGGAGGCGUACUCUGCCUUCGUUUCUGCCCUGCGUAAACCCGUCGACAACGCAGAGGCGAUCGGGUUCCCCACCUUCGACCAUGCCGCCAAGGACCCCGCGCCGAGCGAUACGCCCAUCCUGCCGCAGCACCGGAUCGUGAUCGUCGAGGGCCUGUACACCAUGCUCGACAGGCCGGGAUGGAGGGAGUGUGCCGACAAGAUGGACCUGCGGGUCUGGGUCGAAGUGCCCCGGGACGUCGUGCGUGCCCGUGUGCUGAAGCGGAACACGGAAGCGGGCAUAGUGACGGAUGACGAGGUCGCAGUACGUCGCGUAGAGGAGAGCGACAUGGUCAACGGCGACGAGGUGUUUGCGCACCGCUACAAAGUCACGGACACGAUUGAGCCCGAGGACCGCCCCGUCACGCCGUCAAGUUCCAGUGACGGGGUCAUAAGCGAGGAGAGCGAGAGCGAUACGGACGACAUCGCCACCCCUUCGCCGGGCAGUCCGACGACACCGCGGGCGAGGACGAAUGGAGCGCCCGUGUUCACAUUCACAGCGACAGAGGAGAAGCGGGAAGACGAGCAGAGGGAGUAA
Messenger RNA from Trichosporon asahii var. asahii CBS 2479, 1218 nucleotides. RefSeq lists its product as uncharacterized. The record is from RefSeq and is a predicted model, not a curated record. The coding region runs from base 1 to 1218 and encodes 405 amino acids. The transcript is spliced from 3 exons. Gene Ontology annotation, cellular component: cytoplasm. Gene Ontology annotation, molecular function: ATP binding; kinase activity. Lineage: Eukaryota; Fungi; Basidiomycota; Tremellomycetes; Trichosporonales; Trichosporonaceae.